Heterobasidion irregulare TC 32-1 is the source of this 661-nucleotide messenger RNA. RefSeq lists its product as uncharacterized. NCBI's taxonomy places the organism in Eukaryota, Fungi, Basidiomycota, Agaricomycetes, Russulales, Bondarzewiaceae. Bases 117 to 341 code for a protein of 74 amino acids. The record is from RefSeq and is a predicted model, not a curated record. The transcript is spliced from 5 exons.
GCGAUCGACUGGGAUGGGAUAGUCGCGCACACAGAAGAAAAGAAACACGACCUUCCCUUCCUCCUCUCCGCAACCCCCACUAGCGACGCCCCAUAUCAUCACAAGUCUACCGUACUAUGGCCGGUAUGGAAUUGCAACCUAUGAAAAGGUUUAGCUGGUGGGAGCAGCAGAGUUCGCAAUCACAAAUAAUGGUAACGGGCCUAGCCAUCUCAAACGCAAACGGUCAACCCGGAUCUGGCAAUUUUGGACGUCGCGGCACAAUGAGCAGGGAGCAGUCUCGGAAGCCUAACGUACCAAGUCAGAAGUAUCGAAGGAGAAAGGAUUCCAUUGAACCUGAUUAAGAGUGUCAGCGAGGGGGGAUAUAUCCAUGCAAAUUUGUAUCAGAAUCAGAGACUUUCAACAUGAAAUGUCGCAGAUUAGCGAGUAGCAAUCAGCUCAUAACCUGGAACUAUCCGAGUCCAGUUAGGGGCGAUAAUGGAGGCGAUACAAUAAGUAUAUUCAUAUUUUUGCUGGAUUUCUGAUUAUAAUCGACUAUUUUUGGCGCGAAAAGAUAGCGAGGGCUACGUCAAGACUCGGAAUUAAGCUCAAAGCAUCAGCAAGAUAGAUCUUCCAGACAGCACCUCCAUUGUUCACUCUCGAAACUUCCACAAUUUCAAUGCAA